This is a messenger RNA of Ogataea parapolymorpha DL-1, 651 nucleotides long. RefSeq names its product Ankyrin repeat-containing protein. The transcript has a single exon. The record is from RefSeq and is a predicted model, not a curated record. Lineage: Eukaryota; Fungi; Ascomycota; Pichiomycetes; Pichiales; Pichiaceae. The coding region runs from base 1 to 651 and encodes 216 amino acids. Gene Ontology annotation, molecular function: protein binding.
AUGUCGAACAUAUGGAUUGCAGCCUCAGAUAAUAAUAUAGACAAGGUUAGGCAGUAUAUUGAGUCAGGAAGUUAUACUGCAAAUUCGAAAGAUCCUAAUGGUUAUACUCCCAUGCACGCUGCUGCAAGUUAUGGUCACUUAGACCUCCUCAAAUAUCUUGUUUCUCAAGGCGGAGACAUCAAUAUUCAGGACUCUGAUGGCGAUACUCCUUUGCAUCACGUAGAAACUCUGGAGGCUGCUAAAUUCUUGAUUGAAGAGCUCAGAGCUGAUUUCAAGAUCAAGAACAAGGAUGGUUUAACUCCAGCUAAAUAUCAAGAGGAAGAGGAUGAGUAUCCUGAACUCAUUGAAUAUUUGUCGUCUUUGGAGAAGCUAGGCACCUUGCCUGCUAUGAAAACCGGUAUGGAAGCAUUACAAAACAACCUGGAACUCCCAAGUGGUGAAAGAGUGAAGAUGUAUCUGUCUAAGGAUUCUGAUGAAAAUCUGAGCGACGAACUGAUUCAGAGACGAAAAGAAAUUGAAAGCAUUAUGAAUGAUGACCUUACUGAGGAGCAGAAAGAUGAGAAACUAAGGAGUAUAAUUUUAGGAGUGGUAUCAGGUAACGUUCAUCAAUUAAAGGAGUCAGAUGCCCCAGAGUCCAAGAGACAGCGAUAA